Messenger RNA from Oxyura jamaicensis (ruddy duck), 3156 nucleotides. It is a transcript of the gene MKLN1, whose product is annotated as muskelin 1. Gene Ontology annotation, cellular component: cytoplasm. The transcript is spliced from 13 exons. The record is from RefSeq and is a predicted model, not a curated record. NCBI's taxonomy places the organism in Eukaryota, Metazoa, Chordata, Aves, Anseriformes, Anatidae. The coding region runs from base 143 to 1729 and encodes 528 amino acids. Gene Ontology annotation, molecular function: protein binding.
AUGUCUCAUAGGUUUUCUUGUGUUCCAGUAGUACCGUGAACAGGAAGCCAUUCGCCUUUGCCUAAAGCAUUUCCGUCAGCACAACUACACCGAAGCUUUUGAGUCUCUGCAGAAGAAAACCAAGAUUGCGCUGGAGCACCCGAUGUUGACAGACCUGCAUGACAAGCUGGUGUUGAAGGGAGACUUCGAUGCUUGUGAAGAACUGAUAGAAAAAGCUGUGAAUGAUGGCUUAUUCAAUCAGUAUAUCAGUCAACAGGAAUACAAACCUCGCUGGGGACAGAUUAUCCCCAAAAGCACCAAAGGUGAUGGGGAAGACAGCCGACCAGGGAUGAGAGGAGGCCAUCAGAUGGUUAUAGAUGUUCAGACCGAAACCGUUUAUUUGUUUGGUGGCUGGGAUGGAACUCAAGACCUGGCUGAUUUUUGGGCAUACAGCGUGAAGGAAAACCAGUGGACUUGUAUAUCCAGAGAUACCGAGAAAGAGAGUGGUCCCAGUGCCAGAUCUUGUCACAAAAUGUGCAUCGACAUUCAGCGAAGGCAGAUCUACACGCUGGGACGCUACCUGGAUUCCUCCGUGAGGAACAGCAAGUCCCUGAAAAGUGACUUCUAUCGCUACGAUAUCGAUACGAACACAUGGAUGCUACUAAGUGAAGACACUGCAGCGGAUGGAGGUCCAAAGCUGGUGUUUGAUCAUCAGAUGUGCAUGGAUUCUGAAAAACACAUGAUAUAUACCUUUGGAGGCAGAAUUCUGACCUGCAACGGCAGCGUUGAUGACAGCAGAGCCAGUGAACCGCAGUUCAGCGGGCUGUUUGCUUUUGACUGCCAGUGUCAGACAUGGAAGCUUUUGAGAGAGGAUUCCUGUAACGCUGGACCUGAGGAUAUCCAGUCUCGAAUAGGACACUGUAUGUUGUUCCAUUCUAAAAAUCGCUGCCUAUAUGUAUUUGGUGGCCAGAGGUCGAAGACUUAUUUGAAUGACUUCUUCAGUUAUGAUGUAGACAGCGACCACGUGGAUAUCAUAUCAGAUGGUACUAAGAAGGAUUCGGGGAUGGUUCCAAUGACAGGUUUCACUCAAAGGGCUACCAUUGAUCCAGAACUGAAUGAAAUCCAUGUCUUGUCAGGGCUCAGUAAAGACAAAGAGAAGCGGGAAGAGAAUGUAAGGAAUUCUUUCUGGAUUUAUGACAUUGUGAGGAACAGCUGGUCUUGUGUCUAUAAAAAUGACCAAGCUGCCAAAGAGAAUCCAGGUAAAAGCCUUCAGGAGGAGGAGCCCUGCCCAAGGUUUGCCCAUCAACUGGUGUACGACGAGUUGCACAAGGUUCAUUACUUGUUUGGAGGGAAUCCCGGCAAGUCCUGCUCUCCAAAGAUGAGAUUAGAUGACUUCUGGUCUCUGAAGCUCUGUCGACCUUCAAAGGAAUACCUGCUAAGACACUGCAAAUACCUCAUAAGGAAGCACAGGUUUGAAGAGAAAGCUCAGACUGAUCCUCUCAGUGCACUGAAGUACCUACAGAAUGAUUUGUACGUAACUGUGGAUCACUCAGACCCUGAGGAGACAAAAGAGUUUCAGCUUCUUGCCUCAGCGUUAUUUAAGUCUGGCUCGGAUUUCACCACUCUUGGAUUUUCAGACGUCGACCACACUUACGCGCAGAGAACUCAGCUGUUUGAUACACUAGUCAACUUCUUUCCGGACAACAUGACCCCUCCGAAAGGCAACCUGGUAGACCUCAUCACGCUGUAACGGAGCAAUCACUGGACACGUGGAAGAGGGGAAAAGCAUCCAUUUUCAGUAUUUUAAUUUUUUUACUGCAUUGAUUGACUGCUGGGAUGAAGUAAUAUAGUAACCCCUAGGUGUUUGAGAGGGGUUUUAUACUUGUAUGGUGAAUCCCUGAAGCUUUUCCCUUGGAGUAGGUUAAUAAAAAUGUAACUGACAUACUUCUGACUAAAUACAUAUAUUUUUUCUGACUUUGAAUUUUUGAGUUAGCAAAUGUAAGGAGAAAAGAGGGGGGAAGAGAAGAAAAUAAAACCCCAUCACGCGGUGAUUGUUUCUGCCUGUCGGGAAAAAUUGAGAUUCAUGGGCUGUCUGGAAUUAAAGAUGAUGGGUUUUAUUUUGGGUUUCAUGGGAGAGGGGGUGGCGGUUCUUUGCUCAUGUAGCUAGCCAUGAUAUAUUGUUUUGUCCUACAACUUCAUUCUCAGCAGCUGAAUAACUUGGCAGCAGGACACUGGCGUGUGUUGAGGUAAUAGUAAUGUAUGUGUCUCGAGUCUUGUAAUCGCAGCGUGUCAUGUGAAGGGAGCAUGUGUUACAAAUUGUCUGUCUCCUUGUCUGAGAUCCUGGCUGGCAGCAAUGUCAAAUUGCAUUUGAUAUCAGUUUCAAACCUAAAUACCUAAAUGCCUAGCUUCCAUUCUCUGGAGCCUUCCACUUAGACCUGACAGACAAGUGGGAGCUCUGGAGAAACUGUCAGAAAACGGGAGUGCUGGGGUUGUCUGCACAGGCUCCGUUUCAGGGAUCGCUCUGUUCUUGCUGCCGCGCUCUCCUGCUGAGAAACUUUGCAGGUCCUCACAGAGCUCUGCAGAACUGGGUCUUCCACGCGCACACCCAACCUCUGCAACCCGACCCUGGGUUGGGUGUAGGAUUUCUGAAGCAGAUUGUCUUCGUUUACAUCCACCUUAUGCUUCUGUGUGCAUUUGUCAAUGUGUAAAUGUAAAGAGGUUUGCUCCAAACAGCUUGUCUCCUCUCUGUGUAGUGCAGCUUACUUUUAAUCGCAUUUUAGACCUCAGUCUGAGCGUGAGGGAGGCCUUUCUAGCAUAAACCUCUUCAAAAUCAAGCUGAUGCAUAUGUAUAGAAAAUAUAUUCUUCCUUGCUGAAAGCCUUCUUUAUAAAUAAGGUAAGGGCUCGGUGCUGCACUGUGAAGUGGAACGAAGGACGCGCGUACCCAGCAUUAGCAACUUCUUGCAUUCAGUGUCAGUAAGCAUUCAGUACAAACUGGCUGAUGUAAAUAUUUGUGUGACUGCAAAGCUUUAUGUCCAGAAAUGUUCAUGCCGGUAGGGUAUCAUUGCUGCACUCACUAUGGCUACACGGCUCCUGUUGAACUUGAUGGAAGUCUUGUGUGUGCAAAGACGAUUUGGACUCUUGAAAUAAAGAGUUAGUGAAGUGUCUUUUUCAGAGCU